GGAAAUGUUUACUUUUCACUCUGCACUGGGGGACAACAAACUCUCUUCAACUAUCAAGUGACUCGCCAAUAUUUAAGUCAUCUUUUUGUUCCGCGCUGUUAAGGACCCAUCUACUGGAAGCGUCUUUUGAAUCAUGUCCUCCAACGCAGAAGAAGAAGGUUCACGGUAACCAGGCAACCAAAGAGAAGCUGUUUACCGUCCUUACGCGAACUGACGUCUGGAAAGCAACUAAUCCUAAAAACGAAUUGACUUGUUUCUGACAUCUUUUGGCAUCAGCACCAUGUCCUCUGCUAAUUACAACAUCUCCAAGCCAAAGUCCAUGAGCAGAGCCAAAGGAUGGACUGCAGAGGUGGAAAACCUGUUCAGAUUCCAGCAGGCGGGCUACAGAGAUGAACUGGAGUACAUACAAGUCAAACAAGGGGCCUUGGUUGAAAAAUGGCCACAGACGGGCUAUGUGAAGAAGCUCCAACGUCGAGACAACACAUUUUAUUAUUACAGCAGGAAAAGGGAAUGUGCGGAGCAUGAAGUCAACAAAGUCAAAGUUUACGCAUACUGAUGAUGUAAGCACAGUCUGUCAGCACUCACUGUGGCUGCAAAUUGACGACGAUGAAGAUUGCCAUUUUUAUUAUUAUAUUAGGCUACAUGUUAAUUACUUAAGGACCAGAUGUGUUUUUUGUCUUGAGAGUUCACAUUGCAAUAGAAACAGGAAGUCAUAGUCUACUGGAUCUUAAUGUGCAGUCCUGAAUGUAAUCUUUGAAACACUUUUAAUACAAUAAAAAGCUCAAACUGAA
Messenger RNA from Labrus bergylta (ballan wrasse), 791 nucleotides. RefSeq names its product meiosis/spermiogenesis associated 1 (gene meig1). Lineage: Eukaryota; Metazoa; Chordata; Actinopteri; Labriformes; Labridae. The record is from RefSeq and is a predicted model, not a curated record. Gene Ontology annotation, cellular component: nucleus.